ACUGCCGCUGGAUCUUGGACACCCAAACGUUCCCAAGCACACUUCGCGCUCACUUAUAACUCGCCUAUAUGUCUGACGGAUUCUGCGAUAACUGUUUCAAGGGUGUUCGCCAUGAGGGCACCCCGGAGGGCAAAUUUGAGACGAUCGCGGGAGUAGAAUGCUAUACCGCGACGCCCACAGGCGACUACCCUAAGGACAAGGUCGUCCUCUUCUUCACCGAUGUUUUCGGGAUUCCUCUCGUCAACAACAAGCUGCUCGUCGAUGACUUCGCGCGGAAUGGCUACCGCACGAUCAUGCCCGAUCUCUUCCAGGGCGAUGCGCUUCCCGAGGACGCCCUGUCCCGCACUGACUUCGACCGCGCGGGGUGGAUGUCUCGGCACGGGCCCGAGAGCUGGGAGCCCGUGGUCGAUCGCGUCGUUCAAGCCCUACAGGCUGAGGGCGUGACCUGGAUAGGAACGACGGGCUACUGCUUUGGAGCCCCGCCCGUGUGGCGACUCGCGCUCAAGGGCUGGAGCAAGGUCUCCGUCGUCUCGCACCCUUCGCGACUCCGGGUCCCAGAGGAUCUUCAGGAAUACUUUGAGAAGGCGAAGGCGCCGCUCCUGAUUAACAGCUGUGAGGUUGACAACGCGUUCCCUCAGGAGGCGCAGAAGGUCGCAGACGAGAUAUUCAGCGGAAAGUUCGCACCGGGGUACGAGCGUACGUAUUGGGAGGGGUGCACGCACGGCUUCGCCGUCCGCGGAGACCUGAGCAACCCGAAGAUCAAGGCUGGCAAGGAGGGCUCGUUCGAAGCUACAGUGAAGUUCUUCAACAAAUAUAAAGAUUUGUAGGGAGUGCUGUCUACUCAGUGUGCGUCGUACUAUGCCAAGAUACAAUGUCAUGAGAUAUUGUCCAUUGCCACUUGUGAAUUGAAGGAUAAUUAUAAG
Molecule: messenger RNA, 923 nt
Organism: Dichomitus squalens LYAD-421 SS1
Lineage: Eukaryota; Fungi; Basidiomycota; Agaricomycetes; Polyporales; Polyporaceae
Product: dienelactone hydrolase endo-1,3,1,4-beta-D-glucanase
Exons: 6
Coding region: 69-827 (252 amino acids)
Molecular function (GO): hydrolase activity
Source: RefSeq, a predicted model, not a curated record